GAAAGUACUCGUAUUGGUUACGUUGAUAGUCGUAUUAGGAAUAUUCGGCCUGAACGGAGUGGAUUCGAAGACAUGCAUAGCAAAAAAAUUUAACAAAAAAGUGCAAGAAUACAACGUCUGUCUCGCAAAAGGGUUUGGCCCAUCCCUCGAAGGAUGUAAAAAGAUAAAAGGAUCUGGUUCUAUGAAAAAGAACCAGAGAAGGAAAUGUACUAAAAAGGAGGGUUAUCUGAAGAAAUGUGGAUAUACUUGCCCGGAUACUGUUGAACUUAAAGAAGUUUACUCGAAGAAGGAAACGAAAAAGUGUUCUCGUGCCAAAAAAAACUUCGGAGGACCCCAUUCAUUUGUAGAUAACAUGGCCACUAUCCAGGACUGUGUGAACACGUGUGCAAGUAAAGAUAACUGUGCAGCAAUCAACUGGAAGAAGACUAAGUGGGGAUUUAGGUGUUUCUUAAAGAAGCCUGGGUAUGGUAAACUAUCUAACAGUCCCAAAGCUACUGCUGUUGAGAUGUGUUGUCUUGACAACAACUGUCCAGUUGACGGAGGUUGGGGUGAAUAUGGGGCCUGGUCGGAAUGUUCAGAUUUAUGCGGAGGAGGUACUCAGACAAGAUCCAGGGACUGUAACAACCCUGCUCCUGCUAAUGGUGGAGAGGCAUGUGCAGGGAAAGAUGUUGAGACUCAAUCCUGCAAUGAUAAACUCUGUUCCAUACCAGGUUUAUUCGCGCAAAAACAAGUGGGCAAAUGUUCAAAUGAAAAGAAAAACUUGAACGGACCUCACACAUUUGUGGAUGACUUAACCACCAUCCAGGACUGUGUGAACAAGUGUGCAAGUAAAGAUAACUGUGCAGCAAUCAACUGGAAGAAGACUAAGUGGGGAUUUAGGUGUUUCUUAAAGAAGCCUGGGUAUGGUAAACUAUCUAACAGUCCCAAAGCUACUGCUGUUGAGAUGUGUUGUCUUGACAACACUUGUCCAGUUGACGGAGAUUGGGGUGAAUAUGGGGCCUGGUCGAAAUGUUCAGCUGAGUGUAAUGGAGGUACCCAGAUCAGAUCCAAGGAAUGUAACAACCCUGUCCCUGCUAAUGGCGGGGCAGCGUGUGUAGGAGAUGAUGUUCAGACUCAAUCCUGCAACUCUGACCCUUGCGCAGUAAAUGGAGGUUGGAGUGAAUAUGGGGCUUGGUCGAAAUGCUCAGCUGAAUGUGGAGGAAAAGGUACCCAGAUCAGAUCCAAGGAAUGUAACAACCCUGCUCCUGCUAAUGGCGGGGCAGCGUGUGUAGGAGACGAUGUCCAGACUCAAUCCUGCAACUCUGACCCUUGCGCAGUAAAUGGAGGUUGGAGUGAAUAUGGGGCUUGGUCGAAAUGUUCAGCUGUUUGUGGAGGAAAAGGUACCCAGAUCAGAUCCAAGGAAUGUAACAACCCUGCUCCUGCUAAUGGCGGGGCAGCGUGUGUAGGAGACGAUGUUCAGACUCAAUCCUGCAACUCUGACCCUUGCGCAGUAAAUGGAGGUUGGAGUGAAUAUGGGGCUUGGUCAAAAUGUUCAGCUGAGUGUAAUGGAGGUACCCAGAUCAGAUCCAAGGAAUGUAACAACCCUGCUCCUGCUAAUGGCGGGGCAGCGUGUGUAGGAGACGAUUCACAGACCCAAUCCUGCAACUCUGACCCUUGCGCAGUAAAUGGAGGUUGGAGUGAAUAUGGGGCCUGGUCGAAAUGCUCAGCUGAAUGUGGAGGAGGCACCCAGAUCAGAUCCAAGGAAUGUAACAACCCUGCCCCUGCUAACGGUGGGGCAGCGUGUGUAGGAGACGAUUCACAGACUCAAUCCUGCAACUCUGACCCUUGCUCAGUUGACGGAGGUUGGGGUGAAUAUGGGGCUUGGUCGGAAUGUUCAGAUUUAUGCGGAGGAGGAACUCAGAUCAGAUCCAAGGAAUGUAACAACCCUGCUCCUGUUAAUGGUGGGGCAGCGUGUGUAGGAGACGAUGUUCAGACUCAAUCCUGCAACUCUGACCCUUGCUCUGCAGUUGAUGGAGGUUGGAGUGAAUAUGGGGCUUGGUCGAAAUGUUCAGCUGAGUGUGGAGGAAAAGGUACCCAGAUCAGAUCCAAGGAAUGUAGCAACCCUGCUCCUGUUAAUGGUGGGGCAGCGUGUGUAGGAGACGAUUCACAAACUAGAUCCUGCAACUCUGAACCAUGUAUAGUUGACGGAGAAUGGGGUGAUUUCGGUGCUUGGUCGCAAUGCACGGCUGACUGCGGCGUUGGUACCAAAACUAGAUACAGGGAAUGUAGCAACCCUGCUCCUGUUAAUGGUGGGGCAGCGUGUGUAGGAGACGAUUCACAAACUAGAUCCUGCAACUCUGAACCAUGUAUAGUUGACGGAGAAUGGGGUGAUUUCGGUGCUUGGUCGCAAUGCACGGCUGACUGCGGUGUUGGUACCAAAACCAGAUACAGGAAAUGUAGCAGCCCCGCUCCUGGUAUCGGGGGAGCAUAUUGCAGUGGACAAAUUUCAGAAACCUACACUUGCAAUUCGGAUCCUUGUCCAGUAAAUGGAGGAUGGGGUGAAUAUGGGGCCUGGUCGAAAUGCUCAGCUGUUUGUGGAGGAAAAGGUACCCAGAUCAGAUCCAAGCAAUGUAACAACCCUGCUCCUGCUAAUGGCGGGGCAGCGUGUGUAGGAGACGAUUCACAGACCCAAUCCUGCAACUCUGACCCUUGCGCAGUAAAUGGAGGUUGGGGUGAAUAUGGGGCUUGGUCGAAAUGCUCAGCUGUUUGUGGAGGAAAAGGCACCCAGAUCAGAUCCAAGGAAUGUAACAACCCUGCUCCUGCUAACGGUGGGGCAGCCUGUGUAGGAGACGAUGUUCAGACUCAAUCCUGCAACUCUGACCCUUGCGCAGUAAAUGGAGGUUGGAGUGAAUAUGGGGCUUGGUCGAAAUGUUCAGCUGAGUGUGGAGGAAAAGGUACCCAGAUCAGAUCCAAGGAAUGUAACAACCCUGCCCCUGCUAACGGUGGGGCAGCGUGUGUAGGAGACGAUUCACAGACUCAAUCCUGCAACUCUGACCCUUGCGCAGUAAAUGGAGGUUGGAGUGAAUAUGGGGCUUGGUCAAAAUGUUCAGCUGAGUGUAAUGGAGGUACCCAGAUCAGAUCCAAGCAAUGUAACAACCCUGCUCCUGCUAAUGGCGGGGCAGCGUGUGUAGGAGACGAUUCACAGACCCAAUCCUGCAACUCUGACCCUUGCGCAGUAAAUGGAGGUUGGGGUGAAUAUGGGGCUUGGUCGAAAUGCUCAGCUGUUUGUGGAGGAAAAGGCACCCAGAUCAGAUCCAAGCAAUGUAACAACCCUGCUCCUGCUAAUGGAGGGGCAGCGUGUGUAGGAGACGAUUCACAGACUCAAUCCUGCAACUCUGACCCUUGCGCAGUAAAUGGAGGUUGGAGUGAAUAUGGGGCUUGGUCAACAUGUUCAGCUGAGUGUGGAGGAAAAGGUACCCAGAUCAGAUCCAAGGAAUGUAACAACCCUGCCCCUGCUAACGGUGGGUCAGCGUGUGUAGGAGACGAUGUUCAGACUCAAUCCUGCAACUCUGACCCUUGCGCAGUAAAUGGAGGUUGGGGCGAAUAUGGGGCUUGGUCGAAAUGCUCAGCUGUUUGUGGAGGAAAAGGUACCCAGAUCAGAUCCAAGGAAUGUAACAACCCUGCUCCUGCUAAAGGCGGGUCAGCGUGUGUAGGAGACGAUGUUCAGACUCAAUCCUGCAACUCUGACCCUUGCUCUGCAGUUGAUGGAGGUUGGGGUGAAUAUGGGGCUUGGUCGAAAUGCUCAGCUGUUUGUGGAGGAAAAGGUACCCAGAUCAGAUCCAAGGAAUGUAACAACCCUGCCCCUGCUAAUGGCGGGGCAGUGUGUGUAGGAGACGAUGUUCAGACUCAAUCCUGCAACUCUGACCCCUGCCCAGCCUGUGACAAAUCCCUGGGAAAGGUCGCUCAGAUAUCUAAAGGAAAAGCAGGAAUGUGGGGAGUUGAUAGCGAGGAGGACGUUUUCAAACUCGACACUGGAAGAUUAUGUUGGGCUAAAGUAACGGGUGGUAAACUAACGAAGGUUUCCUCUGGAGCAACUGUAUGGGGAAUAGGUCCUGGUCGGAAUGUCUACAAGUACUUGGGAGGAGAUAGCUGGUUACAACUCCCUGGAGACUUCGUCGAUGUUGAUGUGAGUGACAAUGAUAACGUAUGGGGUGUGGCCUCCAACCAUGACCUCUUCAGAUGGACUGCAAGCACGUGGGAGCGAAUACCUGGCAAAGCUAGGAAGGUCAAGGUUACUCCGGAGGGAGUGUGGGCUAUGGGUGAGGGGAACGAAAUCUUGUUCAGAACGGGGACAUACGGAGACCAGGACAUCUCAGGGAUAGAGUGGGAGGAUGUAUCAGGACGACUGAACCGGGAAUCUUCACCAAUAACAGCCAUGGUUCCAACUAGAAGCGCCCUCUUGAUCGACCUAAUCUUAGAUAUCGAUAUACCGGAUCAAGCUUGUGUAAACGUUCCAGAAGAGUUGCUAGAUGUUUUAGGAGACAAAUUAACAAAUCAGUGAAAGAACUUUUAACGAUGUUUUUAAAAUAAAAGGGUUCUUUUGAUAGAUUGGAUCGCUGCUUGGAUAAUUAUUGCGCGCCCGAAUCUGUUUUAUAGUAGUUGCCGAUUGCCGAAUAUAUAUAUAUAUUCUAUGAAAAUAAUGUAUAGUGUAGAUUUUAACGGUGCUGAUACUUGUGUUGCACUUGUAUUUUGAAUUUAUCAAUGAUUCGUAAAUCCCCUCGUAAUAUUUCUUAAUCAAUCGUAAUGAUUGUAAAUCCUCUUGAUUAAUUUGUUGAGAUACGCUCAAGGAAAAUAUAUUUUCACACCAUACCAUAACCAUCAAUAAUGAUCGUUUC
This is a messenger RNA of Bolinopsis microptera, 4874 nucleotides long. RefSeq names its product SCO-spondin-like. Lineage: Eukaryota; Metazoa; Ctenophora; Tentaculata; Lobata; Bolinopsidae. Bases 182 to 4540 code for a protein of 1452 amino acids. The record is from RefSeq and is a predicted model, not a curated record. The transcript has 15 exons.